Molecule: messenger RNA, 789 nt
Organism: Hevea brasiliensis (rubber tree)
Lineage: Eukaryota; Viridiplantae; Streptophyta; Magnoliopsida; Malpighiales; Euphorbiaceae
Product: WAT1-related protein At5g40240-like
Exons: 5
Coding region: 1-789 (262 amino acids)
Cellular component (GO): plasma membrane
Molecular function (GO): transmembrane transporter activity
Source: RefSeq, a predicted model, not a curated record
AUGGCCUGGAGGAUUUUUUACAAGGAAGUACUGCCAUUUAUAGCUAUGAUCUCUGUAGAAUGCACUAAUGUGGGUGUGAACACUCUAUUCAAAGCAGCUACUUUGAAAGGGAUGAGCUACUAUGUUUUCAUCUUUUACUCCUAUGCAUUUGCAACUCUUCUUCUCAUCCCUGUACCCUUCAUCUUUCGCAGCACUUCUUUGCGUCAAUCGCUCAAUUUGCCUUUUCUCCUCGGGAUUUGGGUACUUGUCCUUAUUUGGUUUAUAGCUCAGAUUGUUAGAAAUAAAGGUAUAGAAUACAAUUCUCCAACUCUUGCUUCAGCCAUGAGCAACCUACUACCACCUUUUACCUUUGCGUUGGCCAUCAUUUUCAGGCUCUCUUCCUCCAAUAUGAGAAGCUCAAGCACCCAAGCUGAAGUGAUUGGAACCAUAGUUUCAAUAACAGGGGCAUUAGUAGUGGUUCUCUACGAAGGCCCAGUUAUUUUAGCCACCGCAUUUCUAAAACAGAUCAUUCCAAUUCAAUGGCCUCUGCCUCAGGGUUCAGCAAAAUCAGAUUGGCUUAUUGGAGGCCUCUUACUUGCUACAGAAUAUGUUAUUUAUUCAGUUUGGUACCUUGUUCAGACUCAGAUUAUGAGGAUAUGCCGAGUAGAGCUGCUUGUGACCUUCGCCUACACCUUGUGUGUGAGCAUAAUAUCGGCACCAGUAUGUUUUAUUGCAGAAGAGAACAGGGAUGCUUGGCGACUGAGACCUGAUAUAGCAUUACUUGCUAUUAUAUACUCAGUGAGAAUCUGA